This is a messenger RNA of Cylicocyclus nassatus, 1143 nucleotides long. NCBI's taxonomy places the organism in Eukaryota, Metazoa, Nematoda, Chromadorea, Rhabditida, Strongylidae. The record is from the annotation of a GenBank genome assembly.
AUGACAAAGUCAAUUUACAUUCCGAAAGGAGUGUCAACUCGUGCGUUGUCUCGUGAUAAUCGAUGGGACUACACUGCAAAUAAGGAGAUUACUGUCGGAUCCCAUGUGACUGGAGGAGAUGUGAUCGGAUCUGUACAAGAAAAUCUACUGAUCAAACAUAAAAUUAUGAUACCACCAAACUCCUGCGGUACCGUUACUUACGUUGCCCCGUCUGGUCAAUACACUAUCGAAGAUGUGCUGCUUGAACUGGAGUUCGAAGGUAACAAAGAAAAACUCACGAUGCUUCAGAUCUGGCCCGUACGAAAGCCCCGUCCAUGUGCUGAGAAACUUGCUGCCAAUUUCCCGCUGCUGUGUGGACAAAGAGUGUUGGAUGCACUUUUCCCAUGUGUACAAGGAGGAACCACGGCAAUUCCCGGCGCCUUCGGCUGUGGAAAGACUGUAAUCUCCCAAUCCCUGUCCAAAUUCUCCAACUCCGAUGCCAUUAUCUACGUCGGAUGCGGUGAGCGUGGAAAUGAAAUGUCUGAGGUAUUGCGAGACUUUCCUGAGCUGACUAUGGAAGUCGAAGGAGUCACAACCUCAAUCAUGAAGCGAACAGCUCUGGUAGCAAACACUUCCAAUAUGCCUGUAGCUGCUCGAGAAGAUUCCAUCUACACAGGAAUCACCUUAGCCGAAUACUUCCGCAAUAUGGGGCUACACGUUGCUAUGAUGGCUGACUCAACGUCCCGUUGGGCAGAAGCCCUUCGUGAGAUUUCUGGUCGACUGGGUGAAAUGCCUGCCGAUUCAGGGUACCCGGCUUACUUGGCUGCUCGAUUGGCUUCCUUCUAUGAACGUGCUGGCAAGGUGAAAUGCCUUGGAAGUCCCGAACGUGAAGGAUCGGUCACAAUUGUCGGGGCUGUGUCACCUCCUGGUGGUGACUUCGCAGACCCGGUUACUUCCGCUACCCUAGGUAUCGUGCAGGUGUUCUGGGGUUUGGAUAAGAAGUUGGCUCAACGAAAGCAUUUUCCUUCAAUCAACUGGUUGAUCUCCUACAGCAAGUAUAUGCGAGCUUUGGAAGAGUACUACGAGAAGACAUUCCCUGAAUUCGUGGCACUGCGAACAAAGUGCGCUUGGUGGCUUGCGUCUCCUCUCGGCUCGGCUGCUUGA